UGGACUGAUCUUUUGGAAAAUAUGAAAAAGAGAGGCAUUAUGAUUGUUUUCUCUUCGAAACCAACAGCCCAAAAACCAUGCAUUAAGAUUAAAGGAGAGGUACAAAAUUUGGAGUUUGCGAAGGAAAAAAUUAUGAAGUUCCAAGCUGCAGUGAAAGAGAGACAGGUAACAAUCUCUCGUCCAGGAAUAGGUAAAUAUUUUUUGAGUAAUCCUCAAGGUCAGACUAUGCUGAAAGGUAUAGAAUACGAAGCUAACGUUUGUAUAGAAGUUGAGGUUAGUAAAGAAAAUUUUGGAGAUGAUGAGCCUUCCAUGACAGCUGGUCGAAGUUUCAAAAAUAUUGGUUUUGGAACUACUGCUGAGAUGAAGAGAGUAAAUGUGAUAGUUGGUGAUAUCACAGAGUUUGAUAGAGCUGAUGUUAUUGUUAAUGCUGCUAAUGGCCAACUAGCUCAUGAUGCUGGCAUAGCUGCUGCUAUUGUAAAAAGAGGUGGUCCAGCAAUCCAAGAAGAUUCAAGAAGGUAUAUUGAUAAGAAUAGAAGUCUUUCUGAUGGAAAAGCUGUUCUCUUUCCGAGAGCUGGUAACCUACCUUAUAAGGCAAUAGUUCAUGCAGUGGGCCCAAUAUGGAAUAGAUCUGGAGAUAACUCCAGAGGAAUAGCAUUGUUAAGGAAGGCUGUUCGUCAAAGUCUUGAGAAAUCCAAAAGUUAUACCUCAAUAGCUAUUCCGGCAAUAAGCAGUGGUAUGUUUGGUUUCCCAAUUGAUGUGUGCGCUGAUGCUAUUCUGAAAGCUAUUGUUGAGUUUAGUGGUGCUGACCAUGGCUCACAGCUUAAUGAGAUUAAUAUAGUUAUUUUUGAAGAUAACGUCAACGAGUUUUUAAAAGCAUCUGAGAGAGAAUUAAGAGGUUUCCAGUCUUAUAGUUUUACUCAAAGUUCAUUGUCUUCCUCAUCAGCUGCAGUUCCUUCAAUUCAAACUGCAUCAACUCCACUAAGCAAUGGUAGUACAGGACGUCGUAAAAUUAGAGGAUCAACCACACCAACCACAUUGACUGCUCCAACUACAACACCAAGCAAAGUAUCUCAGGUUACUCCAGCAGUAUUUGUACCUCUGGUCAAAAUUACAAAUGGAAGUAUCAUACAGCAUCAAGAAGAAGCAAUUGUGAAUACUACAGAUACUGAUCUUGGGUUUGGAGGGCUUGUGGCUAAAGAAAUAUUGAAAAAAGCUGGUUCUAAUCUGGAACAAGAAUGUUCUGAGCUUAAGCCAGUUGCUGUUGGUAGCAUAACUUAUCCAAAUGAUGUCGUGGCUAGAGUAUUAAUGGAAGAAACAGCAUCAUUCUUUCAAAAGAAUCAAGGAAAAACAUCGCUUCAGUUGGUUCACUUUGUCAUAUUUGAUCGGAAGAUUUAUAAUGAAUUUCAAUUAGUUUAUAAGAAUAUGAGCUCCCCCUCCACUACCAUUGUUCCUAGUUCUGUCACACCCCCUUCACAUCAUAAUGGUACGUCAUCUUUUGGAUCCCAUCAGAAAAAAGUACAAGCUUCUAGUCAAUCAACAGCCUCCUUCCCACUUCCUCACGGUCUUAGUCUAGAAUUGCUGCAAGGUGACAUAUCAAAUGAUGAUUCUGAUGCUAUUGUUAAUACAACUCAAGAAGAUUUAAAACUAGUUGGUCGUGGUGUGUCAGGUGCAUUACUAAAGAAAGGUGGUCAGGCAUUACAAUAUGCCUGUGAUAGUGCUGUUGCUAAAGGUAAAACAGCAAAAGAGGGUAAGGUUGUUCCUACUAAAGCUACUGGUAGUUUGAAGUGUAAAGAAGUGUUUCACAUUGCUUUUCAUGGUGGGAGGAAUUUAAGCAAAACUGUCCUUGCGUGUUUAGAGCUAGCAGAAAAAAAAAGGUUUUCUUCAAUAUCCUUUCCAGCUAUUGGUACUGGAACUUUUGACUUUCCACCUGCCGAUGCUGCCAAAGCAAUUGCUGAUGCAUUGCAGAAGUUUAUUUCAUCACAGCCAAAGCAUGUCAAAGUAAUGCGAAUGAUUGUAUUUCAAGCUCACUUGUAUAAAGAUUUUGUUGGUGCUUUUAAAAAAAUUGGAGACUCCAGUGGUGGUUUAAUGAGUUAUAUAUAUAAUGGUAUGAAAGCUGCAGUUAAAUCUUUAUUUGCCUCUAGUAGUGACAGCAGUGAUGAUGAUGACCCUGGUAAGAUGGAAGCAGAACCAAUUAAGACUCCUAAUAUUGAAGAUGAAGAAUUUGAAGAUCUUGGGGAAGAUGAAGUUGUUGCAGCAAUGCUUGCCAAACUGUCUUUGGCUUCAGAAGUGACACUUCACAUUUACGGUGAGACAGAGUCAAUGGUCGGAAGAGCAGAGAAGAAAUUACAGUCUACAAUUGAUACAACAUUUCAUACUGAGGAAAUUGCUGAUCCUAGUAUCACUGCUUUCUCUGAUGAAACUGUGUAUGAGCUUGAAUCAUUUGCUAGAGAUCACAAUGUUGAUAUUGAGAUUGAUCGAGAUCCUAACCUUUAUUCAGUUAAUCUUCAGGGAUUUUUUCAAGAUGUUAUGCUUGUCAAAGAUAAAAUUCGUGAUGCGACGUCUACUAUAACUCAAGAGCAAUCAAAUAAAGCUGCUGCUGCCUUAGUUUCUAAAACUGUCUGUUGGAUAAGGAUUAAUCCAGAUGAUGAAAAAGAAGAAGAGUAUGGUGAAAUACUAAAUUAUGAAAUUGAGCAAGCCUUUCAAAACAAGAAAAAAAUUUAUGAUGCUGCAGAUGACAAUUUUUUUAUAAAUUUUGGGAAAAUGGAGGAAAGAGAUAAAGUAACUGAUAAAACUGCUAUUGUUAAGCGUCUAGAUCUCACAAUAGCACAAGAACAACCUGAUAACUGGGAUCCAAUGCCUCAGGACUCUCAAGGGAAAGAAAAGCGGUUUCAUUUUGUUACACUCCUAGCUACUGGUCCUGAAUACAAAACUGCUGAGACAGCUUUCAAUACAACAAUGGCUGGAAAAUAUGCUAAGAUUCUUAGCAUCCAAAGGCUACAGAACCCGACCUUGUACAAGCAAUAUGCAGUUAGGAAGAAAGAAAUGGAAAAACACAAUCCUGAUGGUCAUCAAAAUGAACGACUGCUCUGGCAUGGUACCAGUCCUGAUACACUGGAUAAGAUUAACACACGUGGUUUUGAUCGUAACUUUGCAGGAAAAAAUGCUGUUGUGUAUGGUAAAGGAGUGUAUUUUGCUCGUGAUGCAUCAUACUCUCAUAGUUACACAUCACCUGAUGCUAAUGGUGUUCGUCACAUGUACUAUACUCUUGUUCUUACUGGUGAAUUCACUGUUGGUAAUAGUUCAAUGUUAGCUCCUCCUCCAAAGAAUCCUCAAAUUGAUCCUAAUGUUACUUUUGAUGCUACUGUUAAUAAUGUUGCUGAUCCAUCAAUUUUUGUAGUUUAUCAAGAUGCUCAAAAUUAUCCAGCAUACAUGGUUAACUAUCAAUGAAUUUGUGAACUUAGACUCUGUAUUAGUUUAGGCCUUUAGCUUUAUUAUCUAUUAGAUUUAUCUUUAAUAUUGAUUAUUAGACCUACUAGAUCUAUAUGACUAGCUUUUGUUGAAUUAUGCUUUUUUCAAAAUAA
Messenger RNA from Amphimedon queenslandica, 3581 nucleotides. Its product is annotated as poly [ADP-ribose] polymerase 14-like. The coding region runs from base 22 to 3447 and encodes 1141 amino acids. Gene Ontology annotation, molecular function: transcription corepressor activity; NAD+ poly-ADP-ribosyltransferase activity. Gene Ontology annotation, biological process: negative regulation of gene expression. The transcript is spliced from 5 exons. NCBI's taxonomy places the organism in Eukaryota, Metazoa, Porifera, Demospongiae, Haplosclerida, Niphatidae. The record is from RefSeq and is a predicted model, not a curated record. Gene Ontology annotation, cellular component: nucleus; cytoplasm.